AUGGUUUUUUCACCAGAACUUGGUUACGAUCCUGAUGAAUGGGAGGAAUGUUCGAGUGAUACUCAUUUUAUGGUUUUUGGUUAUUUUACACGAAUGUUUCUUUCUCUCUCCAUUAUUUUUUUAACUGGAUUUUUAUUUUGGAUGAUAGAAUUUCGAAAGCAAAGCGACAAAGCGAAUAAUGCCAACAGAGCCAAUCAGGUCAUUUAUUUCUCCCCAAUAAUAUUUAUAUUUCAUUCGCUUAAAUGCUCAUUCCAUACAACCAUAAUAAUACUUGGAAAUCUGAUCAACAGUAUUCACUCAGUCAGCAAUUAUGAAGCAGAUGCACUGGACGAUUGGCAUCGAGAAUUGGCAAAAUUGGAAGAAUCAAGAUUACAAGAAUUAGAUGAGAAUUAUCGAAUCGUUGAUGGUUCACAAGGAUUAUCCGGAAUCGAGACUGAAUCGCAAUUAAUCGAACGUUUCAUUCCAGCUGACGAAAUUUCGAUGAAUACCGAUUCUGCUGAUCUUGAAAAAUUCUCUAGAAGGUCUUCUUACAGAUUUAAAACUGAGGUUAACUAUGAUCAAUCUUCGCCCCAAAUACCAUUUUUAGUCGAAGCCACGUCAAAAGUAGCAGAGUCCGUCGAUGCAUCCUUUGUGUCGCAACACGCUACUUCCGAUAUGUCUCCCUUUAAUUCACCUGAAGCGUUCAAUACCGCAGCUCCACUUGAUGAUGAAAUUAAGAGGCUAGCUGAAGUGGACAUUUAUGUUCACGAUGCAAUCGAAUACGUCAGCAACCAAGAACCUGAUUUGGUUUCUGGAUUCGUCAUUGAGGAAGAUAUGUUGGAAAGUGCCGGGAAAAAUGAAAGUUUGCACCGACUGCCAUUAUUUUCAACUGAAGCUACAAGUCAAAUGGUUAAAACAAAUGAGGUGUUUGAAAGAAUGGAACAUUUGGUGGAUGUCGAUGAUACGAUGACUUACGCACCUGAAAUUCAGUCAAUCGAAAUACCUCCAGAUCAAACGAGCGAAAACAGCGAAAAUUUAUUGGAAUAUUUCGAUCAGGUCGCCGCUGAAUUUAAUCAUAUUAAUGCAAGUCAUUAUAUUCAAGGUCUUGUUUUGCAGGCACCAGAACCGAAACCAUUGGACACUUCGCCGAUUUUCUUAAAACAACUUGAAUAUUCACCAUCUUUAUCGUCUUUACGAAGCGCUAAAAGUGUAGAAUCGAGCGACUUUCGAAAAAGUUCGCUACUAAAUAUACUUGGAGUUAGCGGCAUGCAAGAUAUGUUACUUGCAUUAACUUCCUUGGAUGCCUUGUCACUUGCUAUGCGAAAAGCGGGUCUUGAAUCCACUAAUUUGAUUUUCGGAAUCGACUAUACAGCAAGCAAUAAAUACCAAGGCGAACAUUGUUUCAAUGGUCGCUCACUUCAUUCGAUUGAACCUGAUGUGCUGAAUCCAUAUCAACAGGUAAUAUCUAUAAUGGGAAAAACAUUAGCGCCGUUCGCAACAUCAGGAUUUAUUCCCGCAUAUGGUUUUGGUGAUGCAAAAACUAGUGAUUGGUCCGUUUUUAAACUGAAAUCGAACGGAGAAUGUCACGAUUUGGACGAAGUCCUUAGUGUCUACAACGAAAUUACACCAAAUGUCAUUUUAAGUGGUCCAACGAACUUUGCACCGUUGAUCUACCAAGCAAUUAAGAUAUGUGAACAAGUUCAAGAUUACCACAUAUUGGUUAUUAUUGCUGAUGGACAAGUGACAAACGAGAAAGCAACAAGGAAAGCGAUUCUUAAAGCAUGCAAAUAUCCACUCUCAAUUAUUGUCGUAGGUGUUGGUGAUGGACCAUGGGAUAUGAUGAGGGUAUUCGAUGAUUCGUUACCGAAACGACCAUGGGACAAUUUUCAUUUCGUUGAAUUCCAUGAAGUUAUAAGAAAAGCGUCUGAUACGAAUGCUGGCGAACUGUCAUUCGCCAUACAAUCUUUACUUGAAAUCCCUGAUCAAUACAAUAUAGUUCGACAACUCGGUCUCCUUCGUGGACCACUCCAAUGUUCAAACCAAAAUUUCAAAUUCUAUUAG
Dracunculus medinensis (Guinea worm) is the source of this 2040-nucleotide messenger RNA. The record is from the annotation of a GenBank genome assembly. NCBI's taxonomy places the organism in Eukaryota, Metazoa, Nematoda, Chromadorea, Rhabditida, Dracunculidae.